CAGCCACAAUUAGCAUCUUUUCAUUUGCAAAUGCAGCCAUUACCUGAGGAUUCAGCAGGGGGCAGGACUCUGCUCAAUUCUGUGCACAAACACUCUCCAUCAAAACUAAAGGAACUUGAGCUGUUUUAUGAGGAGACUUCCACUCUUCCUCCAGAAAAGAGAACUCGGUUGGAGGGUGAGCCAACAGAAAUCGCUAAAGAUGGUACAGAGUGGCGUGAAGAACAGCUGGGGCCACAUCUCCAUUUCACUCCAAUAGAAGCAUACGAUGCAGAUGGAGAGCCAACAGCUAAGGCCAGGAGAAGUAUCGGGAGUCGUCUUCAGAGCUUCCUGUGUUUCAUUACGCUCGACAUGCUUCGAAGGAUUCAGCAAUGGACAAAUCAGCAUGCACGGCAAACGGAGCAAGUGGAUUGGUUCAUGGACCUCCCAGAACUGAAGGCAUUUAUUGCAGUCAUAAUCUUGCGGGGGGUGACCCAUGUUCCAUCCCUACGUGACAGCUGGUCCGCCAAUCUGGGAAACCCACACAUCAUUGCUACUAUGGCCCGAAACCGCUUCCAAAACAUCAUGCAACAUCUACGCUUUGAUGACAGGUUCACACGCAACCAGAGAGCAGAGAUUGAUAGGUUUGCGGCAAUUUCGGAUGUUUGGGGAUCUUUCGUCAAUAACUGCAUCUCAUCCUACAACCCUGGUCGACACAUCACCAUCAACGAACAACUCUUCCCAUCAAAGACUCGCUGCACUUUCCUGCAGUACAUUGCAAGUAAACCCGACAAAUUUGGCAUCAAGUUUUGGGUAGCCUGUGACUUGAAAUCGAAGUACAUUUGCAACGUCCUCCCAUAUCUUGGAAAGGACCCCAGUCGUCCAAGUGGAGAGAGACUGUCUGAGAGUGUUGUCAUGAAGCUGAUGGAGCCAUUCAUGGAUAAGGGCAGAACUGUAACCACAGACAAUUUCUUCACAUCUCUGUCUCUUGCACAACGCCUGCGUAGCCGUAGAACCUCCAUCCUCGGCACCGUCAACAAGAUUCGCCGCGAAAUUCCACAGUCAACUAGACAGAAGGACCAGGCUGAAUUCACCACACGAGUGUUUUCCACCCCCGAAGCAACCCUGACAGUAUAUGCGCCAAAACGAAAGAAGAUGGUCUACGUCCUCAGUAGCAUGCACACAGUGAUUGAGAAUGAAGAUACCCCCAAAAAGAAGCCAAACACUGCAUGCACUGGAGUGCAGGAGAGACGGGUGGACUUCCUGAUUGAGCUGGCAAAAGAGUUGGCCAAAUCUCAUGUGAGCGCGAAGAAGGCACACAAGGAGGAAGUGUAUCUGCAGCAACCUCUCACACCUAGCCCUGGGAAAAGAGCCAAGUGUCAGGUCCCUGGUGAACCUGUCCAAGAGGAGCUGAAGAGAAGGGGCCUCCAGCUCGCAGAUUUCCCACUUGAAAGCACUGAGGGUCCCGAGCUAGCACUGCUGAUAGGAGCUGACUAUUACUGGCAUAUUGUGUCUGGCAAAAUUCAGCGAAUAAUCAAUUCUCUAGUAGCCAUAGAAAGCAGCUUUGGAUGGGCUCUGCAAGGACCAGUGUCUGCGUCCAGCUUGACUGAUGCCACAUGCAUGCAUAUUAGCGUAAGUGAGGGCGCACAGAUUUCAAAGCAGCUACAUGCCUUUUGGAAUAUGGAGUCUCCUGGCAUUGUAGACAAAGGAGCCCAAAACUCAGAAGAAGCAGAGGCGCUCAGUCACUUUGAACAGACUCUGGCUUACAAGGACGGCCGAUACCGAGUUGAGUUGCCACGGCGAUCUGAAGGCCUUAUCUCCCAGACAACUACGGAGUUGCAAAGAGACGUUUUGAAGGCCUUAAGAGGAGACUAA
This is a messenger RNA of Melanotaenia boesemani (Boeseman's rainbowfish), 1851 nucleotides long. RefSeq lists its product as uncharacterized. The coding region runs from base 31 to 1851 and encodes 606 amino acids. The record is from RefSeq and is a predicted model, not a curated record. NCBI's taxonomy places the organism in Eukaryota, Metazoa, Chordata, Actinopteri, Atheriniformes, Melanotaeniidae. The transcript is spliced from 4 exons.